Molecule: messenger RNA, 1172 nt
Organism: Pelagomonas calceolata
Lineage: Eukaryota; Pelagophyceae; Pelagomonadales; Pelagomonadaceae
Source: the annotation of a GenBank genome assembly
GGGACAAGCAGCUGAGCGAGACCAAACUUUGCGUCCAAAUACGCGCAUCUGUACAUUGCAAGCACUGUGACAGCAGAAGUAGCUUUCAAACGCUAGCAAUUGAACGACUCCCAAGCGGCGCUUAGAACUGCAACGCUGCAAGGAUAAUCAGGCAGUGCAAUCUACAGCAUAGCCAAUACGCACGCCGCCGCAAGCACUCGAAAAAGCAAUCAGCAAGCAACGACAUGGCCGCCGCCGCCCCGCCGCGACGACGCCUAGGACCGCCGAGCCUCCGCCGCGCGGCGUCCAACGGCCCAUUGGGAGACGCCGCCGCCGACCGCGCGUUACCCGUCGCAAUAGAUGGCGACCCUUCCAAGGAAACGGCGCUAGAUAGCGACCACUGGACCUUCUGGGGGCGCGGGCAGCGACCGCCGGAACGCGGUUCGAAAAAUGCCUGGGCGUCCGAGCCGCUGCACAAAAUCCGCACCGCGGAGGCCUUUUUCAGAUUACAUGGUGCCUUGGAAAAACCUUCGACGCUGGGCAACGGCGCGACCUACCAGCUCUUCCGGAACGACGUCGAGCCGACGUGGGAGGACCCCUCAAACGCGAACGGCGGAGAAUGGUCCAUACCGUUGGAACGAAGUGCCGACUUGGACGACCAGUGGAAGCGGUUGUGUUUAGCUGCUAUCGGUGGUCAAUUGACGCCGUCCGCGGAGGACGCGGAUCUGGACGAGGUGUGCGGCUGUUCUCUGUCCCUCAAGAAGGGCGGGAGUCUGCGACUAGGCGUGUGGACGAAGCACAGAACGGAUGAAGUGAGCCAACGGGCCGUCGCCGAGAACAUUCGCAGAGUACUUUCGCUCCAGAAGGAAGUGGCCUUAACGUACGCGCCGCACGACUCGAAGGGCGACGCGCUCUACACGUCCUAGGUAGGUACUAGUAGCGUGAACGAACGUACUAAGAACGGGAGGCCCCUACACCUCAGAACAGGUCCCCCUUCGCCAGCUUGUUGGCCAGGAUGAUCCCCUUGACCUUGCCCUUGAACUUGCGCCUCGCGUUGAACUUCUUCAUCGUGUCCAGCGUCUUCGCGAGGUUUCUGGAAAUGAGCUCGUGGUCGCCGACCAUGAACCAGGGGUGUCUCAGGGCCUGGGAGGCCGUCAGCCGCUUGUCGGGGUCGACGACGAGCAUCUUUUUGA